AUGCCUGCUGCUGAUGCUGCCACUGAAGGCGGCCACUCGUCUGGGCCCGAGCGGCCUGCCGAUGAGACCCCGUCUGCUACGGCCCCGGAGCCCGCUUCCAACAGCACCACCAGUGCUGGCAGUUCACGACCAGUCAAACGCAAGGCUCCCAGGACCGAAAAGGAUGAGCCUCUCGACAAGUCUUCUGGUGCAUCCGCUGGAGGCACUGGUCAAAAGCGUCGACGGCGCGUCUUCUCGUGCCAGUCAUGCCAAAGACUCAAAUGUCGUUGCGAGUACGACCCUGGCUCUCAAGCAUGCCACCGAUGUGUAACUUUGAGGAUCGAAUGCUCGCUUAAAGGAGAAAUUCUUGAUGUGCCCACACACCCCAAACCUGUGGACAAUUCCACUAGUAUUGAAGAACGGCUCGGUCGACAUGAAAAGUCUCUGGCGGAGAUCAAGGGCAUGAUCGAAUUGGUUACUCGCCAAUUCGGCUUAGCAGGCACGGCAAACGAUCUUCACAAGUCCAAGUCGUCGGCAACUGACGCAGACGAUGAUUCAACUGAUCCCCCCGAAAAUGACGACAGCCCUGAGAAUAUAGCAGACCCCGUCGAUGUCGGCAUCAAAUCAGCUCCCACCGUGGUAUUGAGAGAGAUUGGUGAACACGUCACCCAGGGUUACCGCAGACUUGAGCACGUCAAACUCGACCUCAUGCAGCUGCAAUUGCUGAAUGAACAGACAGCCAAUGAACUCAUUCGACUGUUUCUACGGCACCAUGGCCAUCUGCUUUCAGUGUACGAGCCAUCGGAAACUCCAGGCCGUGAUCUCAGAGAGCUCUCUGCCUUCCUGCACAGUGUCUGCUGUCUAUGUGCCAUUCUGUAUCGCGAGGAUCUCUGCGGCACGCCAAUGCACCGCCAAGUCUACGAACAAGUCCGAAUCACACUAGGCCAAGCACUCUUGUCGAGUCCUCUCAACCUUGAAGAGAUUAAUGCCAUUCUCGUCAUGAGUGACCAUGCCGACGGCCCCGAGUACAUCGACAGCUGGUUAUUGACCGGCUACUGUGUCAAACAAGCUAUGCUUAGUAUCAGCUUCUCCAAAAUUGUAACCAAUAUUAGGCGGGGAGUGUCAACAGUACAGGAUCGUCAUGCUAUCCAUCUUUGGUCGACUAUUUGUCUUCACCAUCUGCACUGGUCCGCGACCACAGGAAGACCAUCAGUCCUCCAUGUUCCCUAUAUAAACCAAUGCAAUAUUCUGCUCAGCUUCUAUCAAGCAAGUAUGCAAGACGGAAUGCUUGUCGCCGAAAUCUUGCUAUACUCUGUGUUGCACCAAAAACUGUCGCGUCGCUCCUACCUUGACACAAAUGGCGAGUGUGAAGACUUCAAAGCCUGGAAGCAAAAGUGGAAUCAUCUCAUGUCCCUGUCAACUGCCUCCAUGCUCCGCAUAGGAUAUUACGCUGCGUAUUUAAUUCUUUCCGUGAGAGCCCUCGAGGAACGCGGCGAUGCCAUGAGCCCCAAGACAUUCCUUGCCAAUCCACCGUUUGGCUCGCCUGCAAAUAGUACUUCAAACGCAUCGGAUACGAAAGCUGCCAAGAAUAGCACACAGAUGCUUCAGUAUCAUACCUCAAGAUACGCACACUCUGUGCUAGAGACCUUUGUCGACAUGCCCUCGUUCCUCAUGGACACGAUACCGACCUAUCUAUGCCUCGUCAUUGGAUACUCCGCUCUGAUCUUGGCGCACUACGAUGAAAGCCAAUCCAAAGUCUCGGCCGAUGUAAGCAUUGGCCUCAUCUCGAGACUGGAAGACUGGUGUAUGCGAACGCCAAGCAAAUCCUGGGCCAUCAAAUUUGCAACACUCGCAAGACAAAAAGUAGAGUCAAGAACAGGUGCAACACGGCCGCAACAAGACAUCCGCAAACCAGCGCCUUCUGAACAAGGCCGCAGGCAUCCGCCCAAUUGGACUCCAUCUGAUUUACCAGUCCCAACGUUCCCAAAUGGCACUGAUAAUGGUGCAACACCAUCAUCUUUGUCGGAUCAACGUACAUAUGAUAAUGAGGACUUUGUGAGCGGAACGGACACAUUUCCCAUGGCCUCUGACCCGCUCCAGAUGGGAUAUGAAAUAUCACAACCCGUGAUACCAAGUAUGGAGGACUUUUUCGGUGGAGGUUUCCUCGAUUUCAUGCGCCAAGCUCGUGGUUGA
Molecule: messenger RNA, 2172 nt
Organism: Pestalotiopsis fici W106-1
Lineage: Eukaryota; Fungi; Ascomycota; Sordariomycetes; Amphisphaeriales; Sporocadaceae
Exons: 7
Coding region: 1-2172 (723 amino acids)
Biological process (GO): regulation of DNA-templated transcription
Cellular component (GO): nucleus
Molecular function (GO): DNA-binding transcription factor activity, RNA polymerase II-specific; transcription cis-regulatory region binding; zinc ion binding
Source: RefSeq, a predicted model, not a curated record